Molecule: messenger RNA, 1059 nt
Organism: Naegleria lovaniensis
Lineage: Eukaryota; Heterolobosea; Eutetramitea; Acrasida; Naegleriidae
Exons: 2
Coding region: 1-1059 (352 amino acids)
Biological process (GO): zinc ion transmembrane transport
Cellular component (GO): membrane
Molecular function (GO): zinc ion transmembrane transporter activity
Source: RefSeq, a predicted model, not a curated record
AUGUUGCCAAGCACUGGAAAUAAUGGUGAAACAUUGACAUCACUCAUUGGAAAAUCUAUUGCCAUUCUGGUGGUGUUUUUAUCCGCUUGGUUUGGAGCUCUUCUUCCUUUUGUCAUUAAGAAAUUUAAAUGUUCAACAAUUUGUUCGGAACACGUUCAAUCCUUUGUGUUAUCUUUUAUUAAUUGUCUUUCGGGUGGAUUUUUCAUCUCUGCAAGUUUUUAUCAUAUUUUACCGUCAGCUGCUGAAAGUUUCAAACAGUUGAAUGUGGUAUUGAAUGGAAAUGGAAUUUCCAAGUACAAUUCAUUUCCUUACAUGAUUGCAUCUUUAGGAUUUAUGAUUCCUCUUUUAAUUCAUAAUAUUUUAAAUGUAUUUACUGUGAAAGUGGUUAAAGAGAGGACAUGUCACGACGAUCAUGCAUCAGUGAAUGAAGGAGAGGACACACAUCUUAUUCAUACAUCUCACAACAUUCAAUCUGUGAAUCAAAAUGAACAAUACUCGACACAACGAUUAGCCUCCUAUGUUCUCUCAACUGUGUUAUCUUGUCAGAGUGUUCUUAUUGGAAUUACCUCUGGUGUUAUUGUAGAUAUUGCUGAUGCCUAUGUUCUCAUAUGUACCAUGAUUUUACACAAAUGGGUUGCUGCAUUUUCAAUUUCAGUACAAUCCAUGAGAGCGAACAUGAAAUUUUGGAAUCGAAUAAUGCCCACCAUGUUGAUAUUCUCCACCAUGACACCUCUUGGAAUUUUUAUUGGAAUUUUAUUGGUGCGGUUUGUUCAAGACAAGAUGAUCUUUUUAAUUCUUGGAAUCAUUUUCAAAGGGCUUGGCUCUGGGUUUUUCAUUUAUGUCUCGACCAUGAUCAUUUUGAGAAGUGAACUUGCUCAGAGUUGGUUGUCUCACUCCACAGCGGGUCAUCACAACUCGCAUUCGAGUGACAGCAGACCUAGCACCAUUACAACAACUCAGAGAAAUGUAUUCCUUUUGAAAUUAGUGUUUGUUGUCAUUGGUUAUUUAAUCAUGACCAUACCUUAUUCCACCAUUGGAAAAGCUAUUGCAUCGUCCUAA